AUGGCACGCCUGUCUUCCGUUCCCACCUCCCUCCUGCUGCUAGCUAGCCUCGCCGCCGCCGCCUCGGCAGCAGCCGCGGAUCAAGAGGAAGGAGGCAUCAGGAUCCGCGUGCGGUACCCAACCAAGGAGCAGUCGCAGUGGCUGGACCGCUGGGCGGAGAAGCACCAGGCUCAAGGGUCCGGUGGAGGCUUCAGGAUCCGGCCGGCCACCGACGAGGAGUCGGCGUUUCUGAACCGCAUGUCAGCCCGCGGUGCGGAGAAAACCGGCGUCGGAGCCGGCUACGACGGCCGCAUUGAGUUUGGCGACGAACAUCCAAGAAUCGUUGUGGAUGCCUUCCACUCUCGAGCUCACACGUCCAAGGCGAACAAUGAUCUUUAGGAGCAUUGGUGCAAGGAGUGGCUGUCGUGUAUCACUUGCCUGUUUUAGUAGCUUGUUUUUUUUGCUAAUCUGUUUUAGUAGCUUGUUAUGGCGUUGCGGCCAGUAGAGUUCGUCCUCGGAAAUAUUAUUGAAUUCAUCAUCUAGUAGUUGCAGUGAUUGUGGUUUAUUGUGCGGUGUGGCCUGUUCUCCAUUUGAGAUUGUGCUCGUUUGUUUCCUAA
This is a messenger RNA of Triticum dicoccoides, 596 nucleotides long. RefSeq lists its product as uncharacterized. The transcript has 2 exons. NCBI's taxonomy places the organism in Eukaryota, Viridiplantae, Streptophyta, Magnoliopsida, Poales, Poaceae. Bases 1 to 378 code for a protein of 125 amino acids. The record is from RefSeq and is a predicted model, not a curated record.